AUGACACAUGGCAAAUUUUGUGACGUGGAACGAAUUUUGUCAGUGGUCUUAUCAAUGCUGGAUAAAUCGUGUUGGGUUGCCCCGACCGCCCGCACAACAGCUGCUCACCCUGAACACUAUAACAGACCUGGAAGCUCAAUCGAUACAGAAUGGGUCCAACGGCUCAGGGUCAGUUCUAGAAGCAACCUCCAAUCAGCAGCUACCAAACAAGGUCAUCAGCCCCUCAGAUCAGCAAGGCCUUCCACCACAAAUCAGCCGGAUAAGCCCCCUCCCCACAAAACAACAGCCCCCACUUCAGAAGAAACAAAAGAACAGAAUGGGUCCAACAGCUCAAGCUCAGUUCCAAAAGUAACCUCCACUCAGCUGCUACCGAACAAUGCCAUCAGUGCCUCAAAACAGCAAGAGCCCCUGCAGCACUGCAGCAGUGCUAGCAGCCGCAGAAGGUCCUUCACCACAGAACAGCUGGAGAAGUUUCCCCCCUACAGAACAGCAACCCCCAGUUCAGAAGCAACGGCUAGCAGCAGCUCAGGGUCAGUUUCAGGAGCACUGGCUAGCAGCAGCUCAGGGUCAGUUCCAGAAGCACCGGCUAGCAGCAGCAGCAGCAGCAGUGCUGGCAAUGAAUGUGUGCUUUUAAAUGUUGGUGUCAGGCUGUUUGGCAAUAUAGUCUUGAUAUCACCUCUGGAUGGUGACCUCAUGUGUGAUCAAGUUUUUGUUGUUCGUAUGGGUUCACAUAUCUUCUGUAGAAGCAUUAGGUCAGAUGGUUGGCCUUAUUACCCGGACACAAUUGAAGGCAGCUUUACCCAGACUUGUCCCUACAAUAUUGGAAUUACAUAUAAUGAAGUUCAACGUUGCUUCCUGACAGUUGGUUUGGUAUUCCCUGAGGAUUUAUUUGUGUUCCUUAUUAAUAAAUGCAGAUUGAAGGAAGAACCUUUGACGUUUGGUCCGCUAUGUGUUCUAAAACAUCUAUUGCCAAGGCUAUCUGAAGCUUGGCACAGUAAACGGCAUAAUCUUGUUGAAGCUGUACAAUUCUUGCUAGAUGAGCAAGAUUUAGGUGCCCGAAAGGUGCUUUCAGAGGUUCUUUGCUAUCUGGCACCUCUCUUUCCAAAAAAUAUCAACUUGUUUUGGCAAGAUGAGGAUGCUUCUAUAGAUCCAUCUGAGGUUUUCAACAGAAUUGUUUCCUCUGUGUGCAUAUUACUGACAAAGAACGAGCUUGUAGCUACUCUGCAUGGUUGCACAUCAGCUAUAUGUGAUAAGAUCAAGCAAUCAGUUGAAGGGGCCAUUCAAGCUGUAAUUGAGUUUGUCACAAGAAGAGGGAAUGAACUGAGUCUGAGUGAAGCUGAAGUUUCAAGGUUACCAAAUAAUGAAAUUUUAAUUUAG
This is a messenger RNA of Prunus armeniaca (apricot), 1377 nucleotides long. The record is from the annotation of a GenBank genome assembly. Lineage: Eukaryota; Viridiplantae; Streptophyta; Magnoliopsida; Rosales; Rosaceae.